This is a messenger RNA of Uncinocarpus reesii 1704, 258 nucleotides long. RefSeq lists its product as uncharacterized. The transcript has a single exon. The record is from RefSeq and is a predicted model, not a curated record. The coding region runs from base 1 to 258 and encodes 85 amino acids. NCBI's taxonomy places the organism in Eukaryota, Fungi, Ascomycota, Eurotiomycetes, Onygenales, Onygenaceae.
AUGCAACCAGACCAGGUCCAGCCUCGAUCGUCAGGCCACAAGAUGAAGCUGGAUGGGAGAUGGAAAGGUCAUGGAACUCGGUGGUGGGCAGCCAAGGAGCGGGAGAUCCAGGUCAGAGCGAUGUCGAACAACGGACGACGAUCAAAGCACAUCCCAAUUCUAUUGAUAACUAACGAGAUGAGAGCGGCGAAGACGAGCCAGGACGGGGCUGCUGGCCUGGAUGCUACAGCUAGUUUCGCACAAGAUGUACAGGAAUAA